Messenger RNA from Clarias gariepinus (North African catfish), 8145 nucleotides. RefSeq names its product slit homolog 1a (Drosophila) (gene slit1a). The transcript has 37 exons. Gene Ontology annotation, molecular function: calcium ion binding; heparin binding; Roundabout binding. The coding region runs from base 533 to 5143 and encodes 1536 amino acids. Gene Ontology annotation, biological process: axon guidance; negative chemotaxis. The record is from RefSeq and is a predicted model, not a curated record. NCBI's taxonomy places the organism in Eukaryota, Metazoa, Chordata, Actinopteri, Siluriformes, Clariidae.
GCUGCUAUUUGUAGAUCUUUGUGAUGGAUGACUGCUGUGUGUGUGUAAAAGAGAGAGAGAGAGUGAGAGAGUGCUUUUUUUUUUCCUCUUUGGUGUUCCUCUGUUCCCCUCUGUGUAGGCAGCCAGAGGAGCGCAGGAGUGGGAGGGAAGCAGACGUAGACGCUGAGCACAGCGAGGGAGACAGAGACAGAGAGAGAGAGUUUUCUUUAGGAAGUCAAGCACGACAGAAGAGGACGAGCUUCUUUUUUUUUUUUUUUUUUUUGUCUCCCCCCCCACCACCACAAGAACAAUCAAAACAGGACUAAUCUGACCCAAAGUAGCAGUUUCUUCUCUCCUCUGAGCAUAAAACAGCCUGGUUACCUUUUAUACCUUUUUUCAUCCUCCACACGUAGUCUUUCUCCCACACGUUGUGUUGCUGGGCUUCCAGCACAAGGACUUCUGCAGAAGCAGAGGCUUUGUAAACGGGGGAUAAAACAAAACAAACCUUUUAAGGAAAGGCAGUCGAAGGAGUUUACGGAGCUGUGGAUCAGUCAUGCCCAUGAGAGGCUGUAGGACAUGGAAGUGGGCACUGCUCCUGUGUGGCGCACUGUUUGCCCACCGUGCCACCGCGUGCCCAGCUCUGUGCACCUGCAGCGGCACCACCGUGGACUGCCACAACCUGGGGCUCAAGAGUAUUCCCAGGAACAUCCCAAGGAACACGGAGCGACUAGAGCUGAAUGGAAAUAACUUCACUCGCAUCAAUAAGAAUGAUUUUAGUGGACUCAAAUACCUUCGUGUCCUGCAGCUGAUGGAAAACCAGAUUGGAGCCAUCGAGCGGGGGGCCUUUGAUGAUAUGAAAGAACUGGAGAGACUACGUCUAAAUAGGAAUCAACUGUACCAGCUGCCAGAGCUACUGUUCCAGAAGAAUGCCGCUUUGUCACGACUAGACCUAAGUGAGAACUUCAUCCAGGCCAUUCCCCGCAAGGCCUUCCGUGGAGCUACGGACAUCAAGAACCUUCAGUUGGACAAAAAUCACAUUGGUUGUAUUGAGGAUGGAGCAUUCAGGGCUCUUCGAGGGUUGGAGGUUUUAACACUAAACAACAACAACAUCAGUGCCAUACCGGUAUCGAGUUUUAACCACAUGCCCAAGCUGAGGACGUUCCGUCUGCACUCAAAUAACCUGAAUUGCGACUGCCACCUAUCCUGGUUGUCCCAGUGGCUGCGUCAGAGACCUACACUCGGCCUGUUCACUCAAUGCUCGUCUCCACCACAGCUCCGCGGGAUUAACGUGGCCGAGAUCCAGAAACACGAAUUCAGUUGUUCAGGUCAUUCAGAGAAUUCCAGUCCACAGACAUGCAGUCUUGCCUCUGGCUCCUGUCCCACCAUGUGCACCUGCAGCAAUAAUAUAGUGGACUGCAGGGGUAAAGGACUAACGGCCAUCCCAGCCAACCUGCCUGAAAACAUGGCAGAAAUACGACUGGAACAAAACAGCAUCAAGUCUGUCCCACCAGGAGCGUUUUCACCGUACAAGAAACUGCGCCGAAUAGACCUCAGCAACAACCAGAUCUCUGAGAUUGCUCCUGAUGCGUUCCAAGGCCUGCGUUCUCUCAACUCUCUGGUACUGUAUGGGAAUAAGAUCACUGAGUUACCCAAAGGAGUGUUUGACGGCCUCUAUGCUCUCCAGCUGCUACUAUUGAAUGCCAAUAAGAUACACUGCGUCCGUGCUAAUGCAUUCCAAGACUUGCAGAACCUUUCCCUGCUGUCUCUCUAUGACAACAAGAUCCAGACUCUGGCCAAGGGCACCUUUGCCUCGCUGCGUGCCAUUCAGACACUUCACCUGGCCCAAAACCCAUUUAUCUGUGACUGUAACCUCAAAUGGCUAGCUGACUAUCUCCGUGCCAACCCGAUCGAGACAAGCGGCGCACGAUGUGCUAGCCCACGCCGCCUUGCUAACAAGCGUAUCGGCCAGAUCAAGAGCAAGAAGUUCCGCUGUUCUGCCAAAGAGCAGUACUCCAUUCCAGGCACUGAGGACACCAGGUUGAACAACGAAUGCAACAAUGAACCUGUUUGCCCAGCCAAGUGCCGCUGUGAAUCUAACGUGGUGGAUUGCUCCAAUCUGCGCCUCACCAAGAUCCCUGAACACAUCCCAGCCUCCACCACUGAGCUUCGCCUGAACAACAACGAAAUCACUUCCCUGGAAGCGAACGGCGCGUUUAAGUCUCUGGCGCAGCUGAAGAAGAUAAAUCUCAGCAACAAUAAGAUUACUGAAAUUGAGGAUGGCGCGUUUGACGGUGCUUCGUCGGUCUCGGAGCUUCACCUGACAGCCAAUCAGUUGGACUCGGUGCGCAGUGGCAUGUUCAGGGGCCUGGAGGGGCUACGGAUGCUGAUGCUGCGGAACAACCGCAUUAGCUGCAUCCAUAACAACAGCUUCACUGGCUUGUACAACGUACGUCUACUAUCGCUGUACGACAACCAGCUGACCACCAUCUCACCUGGUGCUUUUGACACACUUCAGACCCUCUCAACCCUGAACUUGCUGGCCAAUAGCUUUAACUGCGACUGCCGGCUAGCAUGGAUGGGCGACUGGCUUAGGACUCGCAAGAUUGUCACCGGCAACCCGCGCUGUCAGCGGCCUGCCUUCCUGAAGGAGAUUCCGCUGCAGGAUGUGGCUCUGCCAGAUUUCCGCUGUGAAGAAGGCCAAGAGGAUGUCAGCUGCUUGCCACGUCCACAGUGCCCGAGCGAGUGUACUUGCCUGGAGACAGUGGUCCGCUGUAGCAACAAGCACCUUCAUGCCCUCCCUAAGGGCAUCCCACGUAAUGUUACUGAGCUGUACCUGGACGGCAACCAGUUUAGCGCCGUGCCAAAAGAGCUCUCCACCUUCAAGUAUCUGCAACUGGUUGAUCUGAGCAACAACAAAAUCAACACUUUGACAAACUCCUCCUUUGCAAACAUGAGUCAGCUCACCACCUUGAUCCUGAGUUACAAUGCACUUCGCUGCAUUCCGACACUUGCUUUCGCAGGUCUUCGUUCUCUCCGUCUGCUGUCCCUGCACGGGAAUGACAUCUCUGAGUUUCCUGAUGGGAUCUUCAGUGACGCUGUUUCUCUGUCUCACUUAGCCAUUGGUGCGAACCCACUGUACUGUGACUGCCGCUUGCGCUGGCUUUCAGACUGGGUGAAGACGGGUUAUAAGGAGCCGGGCAUUGCUCGCUGUUCUGGGCCACCUGAAAUGGAGGGAAAGCUUCUCCUCACCAUGCCAGCCAAAAAGUUUGAGUGCCAUGGUGAAAUUGAAACAUCUGUCUUGUCUAAGUGUAACCCGUGCCUAUCCAAUCCCUGCAUGAACCAUGGCACAUGCCAGAUCGAUUCAACAGAACUGUAUAAGUGUACAUGUGUAGAAGGCUUUAAGGGAAAGAACUGUGAGACUGCCCUAAACGCCUGCAUCAGUAACCCGUGCUCUAAUGGUGGAACGUGCCAAGUGACCGAAGAGGAAGAUAGUUAUAUUUGUUCAUGUCCUUUGGGAUUCGACGGGCAAAGAUGUGAAAUCAACAUUGACGACUGUGAGGACAACGACUGUGAGAAUGGAGCGACGUGUAAAGAUGGUGUGAACAACUACACAUGCUUAUGUUCACCUUAUUAUACAGGAGACAUGUGCGAAGAGCUAGAAGAUGUGUGUGCUCCUGAACGCAACCCCUGCAAGCACCAAUCAACCUGUCUAAUCACAGCAGCUGGCCCGAAGUGUGUGUGUACUCCUGGGUAUGUGGGAGAUGACUGCAGUGUAGACUAUGAUGACUGUCAGGAACACAAGUGCCAGAACAAUGCAGAGUGUGUGGAUGAGAUCAACGGUUACUCCUGCGCUUGCCCCCGAGGCUACAGUGGGCAGCUGUGCGAGGUGCCGCCGGCACCACGUUCCCCCUGUGAGUUGGCUGAUUGCCAAAACGACGCACCCUGUAUGGAGCGGGCGGGCCGAGCUCUGUGCCAGUGUCUGCCCGGCUUUGGCGGGCCACGCUGUGAGAAGCUGGUCAGUGUUAAUUUUGUUGACCGGGACUCAUAUUUGCUGCUGAGCGACUUGAAGAACUGGCCUCAGGCCAACAUCACCUUGCAGGUGUCCACUGCAGAAGACAAUGGCAUCCUACUGUAUAAUGGAGACAAUGACCAUAUCGCAGUGGAACUCUUCCAAGGUCAUGUCAAGGUCAGCUAUGACCCUGGUAGCCAACCAAGCCAUGCUAUUUACAGCACAGAGACCAUUAACGAUGGUCAGUUCCACACGGUGGAAUUGGUGACCUUUGACCAGAUGGUGAACCUAUCGAUCGACGGCGGCGUGCCCACCACCAUGGGCAGCGUCGGAACAGUGAGGCCCCUCAAUGGAGACGCUCCGCUAUAUGUGGGGGGUAGGGGUCCAGCGCAGAUACCUCGCUCCACUGCAGGCAUGCCCGUUGAUGUCCACUCGUCCAUUGCGCCACGGGCCUGGCACAUUCAGAAUGGUUCUAGUUUUCAUGGAUGCAUCCAGAACCUCUACAUCAACAACGAGCUGCAAGACUUCACCAAGACCCAGAUGAAGCCUGGCGUGGUGCCCGGUUGUGAGCCAUGUCAAAAGAUUUACUGUCUUCAUGGAAUCUGUGAACCAGAUGCCGCUCUUGGGCCUGUUUGCCAUUGUCAACCAGGGUGGAGCGGCCAAAACUGCGAUCAGUCCAGUUCCAACCCAUGCCAGGGCAACAAGUGUGUGCACGGAAAAUGCAUCCCGCUGGACAUGCAGUCCUACCGCUGUGAAUGCCAAGAAGGUUACCGCGGUGCUCUGUGUAACCAGCAGGGAGAACUCUUCAACCCGUGCAGAAGGUUACAGUGCAAGCAUGGCCGGUGUCAGAUUUCCGACACGGGUGAUGCGUACUGCCACUGUGACAGCGGAUACACUGGAGAGUUGUGUGAUCAAGAGUCUGAGUGCCGUGGUGAGGCAGUGCGGGACUUCUACCAGGUCCAGCGCGGCUAUGCAAUCUGCCAGACGACGCGCAUGCUCUCGUGGGUGGAAUGCAGUGGAGCGUGCCAGCCAGGAGCCUGCUGUGCCAGCCAGAGGACCAAGCGCCGCAAAUACACGUUUGAGUGCAGCGAUGGCACCUCGUUCAGCGAAGAGGUGGAGAAGAGCAUCAAGUGCGGCUGUGUGGGCUGCAUGUAGUGCAGAGAAGGAAGGCAGAAAGAAAAAGAGAGAGAAGGAGAGAGAAAGAAAGCGAGAGAGAGAGAGAGAGAGAGAGAGAGAUGGCACGAGUCAGAGAGUAUAGAGAAAUAUAUGAUAAAACUAUAUAUUAUGGACAACAACGUUUGUAAAAUAGAGGACUUUUUUUCUCCCUCCGUGAACUCCCAAAGGGUGUACGGCGUAAUACAGAGCCAAAAAAAAAAAAAAAAAUCCAACAUGAAAACCAACACAAAAAAAAGUAUGUUGUAUCUGUGAAAUUUUGUCAGAAAAUCAAACAACAACAACAACAAAAAAAAAAAAAAAACGGUGGCUGAGAAGUCAUGAAGUGUCGCACGAAUUCCAUUUGAUUCCUUCUUUCCAUCCAUUCGCUAGGCCCUCAGCCAGCCUCAGAGCAACUAGCAGAGAGGUAAAGGCUUUCUUAGGAGCAGUGGACGAAGAAACAAGGCUUAUUUUUCUGCACGUGCAGCACAGGGGCUGUCUACUUUGUAAAAUGAGUGUCUCGGUAACACCAGUGACGCAAAGUCUCAUCACUGUCAAUAACACUGAACUUUUUUUUUUCUUUAAUAUAAAGUACCUCUACAUCUAUAUACACACACACACACACACACACACAAACAUAAUCUAUAUUAUAGACGAUGCAUACUGACUAACCAACCGUCCUGGGUCAUGUCCGAGCAUUGAAGUACACAGCAUUAGAUAAAAUGCUACAGGCACGUCAUGUUGGGCUAACAAGUGAGUAAUAGCUCUGAGAAGCUAGAAAACUCAUCCAGUGAGGAGAGGACAAGAGAUAAUGUGUGGGACGCACAGUAACGCGUGUGCUCCUAACGUACUUCCCCUGUGCUUAGCCUCCCAUUAACGGUAUUGAAAGCACGAGCUUCUGGUGCCAUUAACUUGUAGAGAGGGUUUAGCAACAAUUUCAAAACUUCCACAGGAUGUCUUGGGAAGGUUUGGGCCCUUGAUCUGUUUAUAUGUGGAUGAGAAUUUUUCUUGUCUUGUUUUGUGUCAGAUUGUUUCUCGCACUGUCAUAUGUGUUACAGUUUUAAAUGGAACGGAUGAUGGCGCCCGCCAUCGAUCACUUGAGGACUGUAAUUAAUAUUCUUAAGGCCCGCGGUAUAUCCAUUUGCUUCCCUUUUUUACGUUCUGGUAGGUUUGUUUAAUAAUGAGCCUGUCCCUUAGUUUUUGCAGGAUUACGUUAUAUUUGUCGCAAUAUACAGUACAGUACAACGCUGUAUUGAGUGUACAGCUGAGUGCUAUUCCCACCUUGCGCACUAUACAUGUCAGCCGACAUGUGUCCCGCGGCACCGCUCACCCGGCAUGCUUUUUGCGUUUCCCUUUCCUUCAAUGUGAGCAGGAGAAAUCUUAUCUUCUCCUCUCGAUGCCUGCAGUAUUACUUGUGCAAAUUUUUUUGCAUGUUUGAAAGACUCGCAAUUUGAUAUCUAAACAUUGUUAUUAAUCUUUUAUUUUGUAUGUGUGUCCCGAUUCCAAUGCUUUUUUUGCAUUGCUUUCUUUGACGUUUUGUCUUCUUAUGUAACCUAACUCAUUUAGCCCUCUCUUUAUACAGAAAUGCCUAACAGAUUCUAAUAUAUAUUUGUAUUUCUUUUUUUCCUUUUUUUGGUAUAGUAUUUUUAUAUGUUAAAGAGUUAACUUUUUUUUUUUUCUUUGGAAGUUGCUAUUGGAAAAAAGCAGAAUGACAUUUGAUGGACUUCAUUGGAAUUCUAAUUUUUUUAUUUUUAUUUUUUUGAAAACUCCUCAUAGCACACUAAAAAAAAACUAGUUCGUAAUUGGCCAAACAUAAAAAAGGCCUCAUUUAAUAGGAGCCAGUAUUGAUUUAGGGGAACUUUUAAUAUUGUAUAUGUUGUCUUCCAUGUGUAUAUUACAUCUAAUACUGUGUGCUUUUUUUCCCUUUAAGUUAUUUACAUCUAAAGGCUUCCUAAUCUAAGAGUGGCGGAAUAAUGUUACCGAAACAACAUUUCUUUCAUUUUUAUUUUAUCUUUUUUUUUUUUAAAAUGAAAAUAAAAGUAAACAUCUAAAACUUUCGUUAAAAUCUGUAUGGUAUUUAUGAAUUUAUUGUAUAAGCUAGAAAGGGCUGCCUAACACAUUCCGGUUUCGCGAGCCAGAGAGUUGAGAGGCCUAAACACAACUGCGAGCAGAAAAGAUUGUACCUCUGAACUUUGUUGUUGUUGUUAUAAUUUUUUUUUUCUCUAUAUUUUAAUUUCACACACACACACACACACACACAAAAAAGAGCAAAAUACAGACACAGAAUCCGUAUAUAGAGUUAUGCCUCACUAACUGCUUGCUCUGUCAGGAUCACCCAGGCCACCGUCAUUAGACUUUUUGCUAGAUAUUUAAAGAGUCGUACUCUUUAGUAAAGUGGUAUCUUUUAAGAGUAACUUAAUGUGUCUAUUGUUCACUCUGCUAUCUAAAUGUCAUUUCUUUAUUUCUUGUGAAUGGCGGACAAACAUCAUCCUGUAUUUUUCUGCUGCUGUGGAUGCGCUCGUUUUUUUUAGAACCCCAUUCAAGCCUUGUUUUCUCAUAGCGCUUCUUCUUCAACUUCUUCUUCUUUACUGACCUGCGCGGCUGUUAGAUGGAGGUGAACUGUUAAUCCGUGAAGGUGUGUUGCAUGGUCCCAAUGCACUUUCCAUGCUUUCCGUAUCGCCCCUCCAGACUUUGAGAUCUCAAAUUGAUCCUGUCAUAAACCGUCUAUUUUCCUAAGCUAUACUCCUGAACAUGUAUUGUGAACAAUGCAGUGUCUCUGUUGUAUUGAUUUUUUUUUUUAAAUGCUGCAAGAGCUCUUAAAUGUUUGCUAACUAUCAAAUGUGCUUCUGUUGCUUUUUUUUUUUUUUUUGCGUCUCUGGGAUUCUAUGGUUAUAAUUGAUCAUUGCAGUAAAUCUGAAUGUAAGUAGUGCCACCGACAAAAUGUUUACUGAAAACUCCACCCUUUUCAUUCAUUAAAAUGUGUGUGCUUUUAUUAUGUAACACCA